GAGCGAGCGUUCUAACGGAGGGCUCGACGUGAUACGUCACAAAGCUUUCUUUCACUUUCCUUUGGGGAGCUGGAGCGUGGUCUUUUUCGGGAUCAAAAAGCUCCGCUAGGAGAUUUGGAGGCUGGGCGAGGGGAAAGGAGUGUAAAUGUGGGCGGUGGGAGAUCUGGACUUCGCAGGGAAAGCGCUGUAGGGCUGCGUCCCACAAUAACAGGGCGACCUACUGUUAUCUAGGCUAACUAUUGGGAAAAGGAGGAAUACGGAAUAGCUCAAGAGAAGGAGAAUAGCAGUGGCUUAGGUCGUAGGGUAUAACAAAACGAAAGAGGUAUUACGAUAGGCACACGAUAUAGGAGGGACUGAAUUGGAUUUUGUAUAAUACUGACUCGCUGGAUUAAUUCUCUCCUGCUGAAGCACAUUUAUUGAGAAACUCAAUUUUGAAAUGAUUUGCCACAGAUGGUUUGGCAUUAUUUAAACAUCUGUUAUUUAAGAAAUCCUGUUGUUAACGCUUAGUGGCUAUGGAGUCGUCCAGGUCAUGGUUGUCCCAAAGGUGUUUGUUCAAAAGGCAACUAGACUUUGCUUUUCCUUGAAGAUGUUUCGCUUUUCAUCCAUGGUCAGAACUGAAGAAGCCUCUUGGAUGAGACAUGAAACAUCUUCAAAGGAAAAACAAAGAAAGUCCAGUUGACUUUUGAAAAAGUGCCUUUGGAUUGUUAACCCUUGUUAAAGAUUAUUGGAUAUUCCUAUACGUUUGUUAAAAAACUGAAAAGCUAAAGAUACUUUUGAGCACCUACAAAAUGCAUUCAUUGGGUAAAUUAAGGUUUCUUUACCUUGAAUAGGAGGUUGAGUUAAAAGACCUGCAAGGUCCUUUCUAACCCUAUUAUUUUAUGUUCUAAAUCAGAGAAUGUGACUGAUGUUAUUGUUGGACUGCAGUUGGAAUCUUCAAAAACAUGUUCUACAAUUGCUCAUAUUUGAUGUAAUGGUCAUAGGACUGCCAAUUUGCUUUUUAGUAAUAAUGAUUGCUUGCAGGCUUGUAUAGGAACAUACCUGAGAUGAUGGAUAUUGUAUGUGUGGGUGAGGAAUAUGGGUAGACAAAAGAACUUGAAUAUCACUUUGGAAAGACUAAGCUAUGCAGGACAUAAAACAGUGGACAAUAUAAGCAUCACAAUUUGUAGACAGGCAUCCUAGUUUCAACUUGAUGGUACUCUUUAUUUUUUAUGAAUCACUUGGAACAGGAGGGAAUAGAAGAUAACAGGUGUUGGGGGUUGUUUAAAAUUAGACCAUAGAUUCAAUGUAGCUUAUGUUCAGAUUGUUGCCUAUUUUGGUUUUAACUAAAUAGUAAACUGUUAAAAGACAAGCAAGGUGUGAAGAUAGCAACUCUGUACUUCUUCACAUUAACUGCAUUUUUGUGCAGCAGCUGUUAUGAUUCCAGAAUAAAAUGUAGCUGUUUUAAGGCCUUGCAAACCAAUGCUGCCUUGGCAUAUUUUAGAGAAUUUCUUUAUUUUCAGAAGACUGCACAGCCACACUUUUUCCACUUUAAAUGAGCAUAAAAAUACUUAACUGCAUCUUUCUAAAUUGUAAGACAAUAUGAUAAUGAAUGUGUUUGUGUGUUUUUAAUAAAAUCUAUUUCCUAAAUAAUUUUUUAUAUCUACUUUUAGGCAAAAAGACUUAAGAAAAACGAGGAACUGAAAUUUGCACUAAAAUGAGUUCAUAAUCUCUGUAUUUUUUCACUUUGUACAGAUAUUCUAUACAUAAUAAAGUUAAAUAAUUUUUCUGUAAAUAAGCUGUGUCAGUCAUGCCUACAUUAAAAAAAUUUCGUGCUAUGAUGCAUAUGAACAAACGGGGAUUAAGAAGAACAUGUACUUUGGAUGAGAUCAAGACAGAUGUCUCGUUUUUAUAUCCCCCUCCAAAUGGGGGUUGGGGCUGGGUUGUAGUCUUAGCUGCUGCUACUCACUGCUUGUUUGUCAGUGGAUUUCAUAGCGCUUUUGGUGUUUACAUGCUGCCCCUUCUUGACACUUUUAAGUCAAGUAACUCGCAGAUAGCUUGGAUUGGAUCUGUCAGCUACGCUUUCAUUAUGAUUUUUGGCCCUGUUUCUGGAAAACUUCUUGUGAAGUAUGGAGCUAUAAAAGUGGCGAUAAUUGGAAAUCUAGUGACCAUAGGUGGUCUGGUGUGGUCAUCCUAUAGUGAAAAAUUAUCAAUGCUGUUUUUCACUCAUGGAAUCAUUGUUGGUGUGGGAUCAAGUCUGGCCUACACUCCAGGCCUGAUAAUGGUUAGCCUUUACUUUACUACAAGGCGCUCAUUUGCCACUGGAUUGGUGAUGGCUGGAGGGGCUGCAGGAACUUUCGUACAGAAUAGACUUCAGUAUUAUUUAAUUCAGAAACUUGGAUGGAGACAUAGUUUGCGUGUAUAUAGUGGAAUUCUAUCCAUAUGUAUUUUUGCUGGAUUUGCAUACAAGCCUCUUCAAAAACAUAGAACUCAUCCAAGUGUAGUUGAAAAAUUUAAAACAUCGCCACUAAGAGGUUUUAUAGUUGAUUUAGGUUUAUGGAAAGAUCGUAUUUUCGAGGUAUGGGUCAGUUCUCUUGGACUAGCGAAAUUUGGGUUCUUCAUACCUUUUGUGCAUAUGAUGAAACUUGCAGGUGAUUUGGGUAUUCCUUUGGAAAAAGCAUCCUACAUUAUGGUAGGACUUGGAGUAAGCAGCAUGAUUAGUUGUCUUCUGUUUGGAAAAAUUUGUGAUAUUGAAAAUAUCGACCGACUUUAUAUUAAUCAGGCAUCCAUAUUAUCUGUUGGUGUGGUCUACUUUAUUAUUCCUCACUGCACAUCUUUUGGUACUCUUGUAGCCAUUUGCUCCCUUUUGGGAUUUUUUGAUGCAGGAAACUAUGUUCUCCUACCUGUCCUUACAUUUGAUUUGAUGGGAGCAGAGAGAAUGCCUGUUGCAUGGGGAUUUAUGAUGGCUGUCAAUGCAAUUAGCUGUUUUGGUCCACCCUUUGCAGGUGCAAUGUAUGACAUAUAUGGCAGUUACACCACUGGCUUUGUAGUAACAGGGAUCUGCAAUAUUGCAGCAGCUGGUAUACUUGCUUUAAUACCCUGGUUGCAAAGAGAAGCAGUCCAGUCAACAAAAAACUACAUUAAUGCUUCUGUCUGUGUAAUAACCAAUACUAUAGUGCCUUGGCAAUCUCCAAGUCCUUCAUUAGGGAGUAUUAGUUCCUCGUUCACAAAAUCAAUGGCAUCUCCUAAACAAAGUACAUCAGGCCAUUCAAAAGGAUUCAGCAUGAAGUCUUUUAAGAGUAUACUAAAGUCAGAGGCAGCAUCAUAUAAGAAUGUGACUCCACAAGUGACCUCAGAACAAAGGCCUUCUGUGGAAUAUAUCAGGGUUCUCCAGGAGCAUGAGGAGAAUACAGCCGACGGGAAGCAAGAUUCAGGCAAAUCAGAGUUAGCAUCUCUUCGAAGUCAAACUUCAGUCUCCAUGAUCCAGGCAGAACCCAUUCCUUGUAGAAAAGAAGAUGGAGUGGUCUUCUUGAAUGAGUAUGAGGGAGAUGAAGAAGAAGCUGGGAUUACAACCGAAGUAAGGCCUGCACAAGAGCUAACAGUGCCAGAACAAUUUGUGAGAAGGGAAAGGUCAGACUCUAAACAGUUAGAGCGCUUUCCUCACAGAAAAGAAGAUGGGGUGGCCUUCUUAGAUGAGUAUGAGGAAGAGGAAGAAGAAGCUGAGAUUACAACCGAAGUAAGGCCUGCACAAGAGCUAACAGUGCCAGAACAAUUUGUGAGAAGGGAAAGGUCAGACUCUAAACAGAUGGAGCGCUUUCCUCACAGAAAAGAAGAUGGGGUGGCCUUCUUAGAUGAGUAUGAGGAAGAGGAAGAAGAAGCUGAGAUUACAACUGGAGUAAGGCCUGCGCAAGGACUAACAGUGCCAGAACUAUUUGUGAGAAGGGAAAGGUCAGACUCUAAACAGUUGGAGCACAUUUUUCACAGAAAAGAAGAUGGAGUUGCUUUUUUAGAUGACUUUAUUAGUGGUGAGGAAGAGCACUUGAAAUAUAUGCCUUCUGCCUCUCACAGAAAAGAAGAUGGGACGGUGUUCUUGGAGGAUAUUGAUGACCCUAAUGUGUAUCAAGAGCAGCUUAAAAGCACAGCUGCACCGAGUCCAAUGGAAGAUGUAACCAAAUCAGAAAUGGCAUCUGAAGAAAAUGAAACUUCCACAUCAUUGAAAGAUUCUGAACACACUUCCCCACAGAAAGAGCAAUGAUGUGAUAUUUGCUAAAGAUGAAGUUACAAUUUACAGUCAUAGUAGGACAUAAUAAGAAUUCAUUAGUAAUAUUAAUGGCAUUUGAUCUAGCACAUCUUUAUGACUUACUUGUAGUAAUUUCCUUGUGUUAUUCUGUCUACUUUUGUCAUGCUUAUUUACAUAGCUUUUUCUUUUUCAUUAUUUUAUAACUUAGAUGUACCAACAAUUUGAAAAGAACUGGGUUCCCAGCAGAUAUUAAAACCAUUUGGUCAUUUUGCUGCUUUUGGAAAAUAAAUGAGCCUUUAAAGUUUAAGUUA
Messenger RNA from Crotalus tigris (Tiger rattlesnake), 4527 nucleotides. RefSeq names its product monocarboxylate transporter 1-like. NCBI's taxonomy places the organism in Eukaryota, Metazoa, Chordata, Lepidosauria, Squamata, Viperidae. Gene Ontology annotation, molecular function: monocarboxylic acid transmembrane transporter activity. Bases 1787 to 4231 code for a protein of 814 amino acids. Gene Ontology annotation, biological process: transmembrane transport. The transcript has 9 exons. The record is from RefSeq and is a predicted model, not a curated record.